AACACUCACAUAUUUAACAGCAGGACCCGGCUAUUUACUGGGAGUCAGAACAACCAGGGGCACACCGGGUUGUCACCACACCGCAAUGAGUCGCUGCUGGAGCCGCUUCAGUCUCUGCUGCCUCUGGGUACCAGAGCCAGUUAGCCUGUUAGCUUAAUGCUAGCAUAACAACAACAGAGGAAGGUCCAUACUUCACAUGUUAGCUUAAUGCUAUCAUAACAACAACAGAGGACAGUUCGUACUUCACAUGUUAGCUUGAGGAAAGAAAACGAUCGUGACUUUCCACAACUUGAUGAUUGUGCGACAGUUCACCGGUCGAGCUUUGAUCACCUCUCACCUGAAUGCCCACCUGAGAAAACCCUGGGCCAGCCAAGACAUGGCCAGACCCAGUUCAGACCUGGCUGCGUUCAGGGAGAUUUUCUCCAAAGCCAAGAAGGUCGCCAUCCUGACCGGAGCAGGGGUGAGUGCUGAGAGUGGAGUCCCCACCUUCAGGGGAGCAGGGGGCUACUGGAGGAAAUGGCAAGCACAGGAACUCGCCACUCCGGAGGCCUUCUCUCGGAAUCCCUCACGUGUUUGGGAGUUUUACCACUACCGCCGCGAGGUCAUGCUCACGAAGAAUCCCAACCCCGCUCACCUGGCCAUCGGCGAGUGUGAGGAGCGACUCACACAGCAGGGCCGAGAAGUUACUGUCAUCACUCAGAACAUCGACGAGCUCCAUCGCCGCGCUGGAUCCCAAAACAUCCUGGGACUCCACGGUAGUCUGUUCAGAACCCGCUGUAUGAGCUGUGGUGACGAAGCAGCUAAUUACAAGAGCCCCAUCUGUGCGGCGCUGGCGGGUAAAGGAGCUCCUGACCCAGAAACACACGACGCCCAGAUCCCUGUUCUACAGCUGCCCAGGUGUGAGCAGACAGGUUGUCACGGUCUCCUGAGACCAGCUGUGGUUUGGUUUGGAGAAACGCUCGACUCUGACGUCCUCAACCGGGCAGAGAAAGUGCUGGACAGCUGUGACCUGUGCCUCGUGGUUGGUACCUCGUCCAUCGUGUAUCCAGCGGCCAUGUUUGCUCCUCAGGUGGCGGCCCGCGGCGUCCCCGUGGCCGAAUUCAACAUGGAGGACACACCGGCCACCAUGCGCUUCAAGUUCCACUUCCACGGCCCCUGUGGGACCACGUUACCCGCCGCACUCGCACGCCACGAGACGGAACCACAUUGAAAGUGGAGGGUGUGACACUGCAGGACCUCAUUGGUCAACAUGUGGAGAUGGACAUGUGUGAAAGUAAGAUCAAGAAAUUACAAGAAAGAAGCUGUUUGAUUUAAGAAAUGAGAUGUGCAAUAAAGAAUAAAUAUGACUUAGUUACACCUUCAGAAUCUGUUUAACUUCAUGAAGAUGUCAAAUUAAAUUGAAAUCUUUUUUAAUUCGUCAGAAAAUGACAAAAAAAACAGCUGUAACUUAAAAUAUCAUUGUUGUACACAUAAUUGUUUCUGAUGCCAAAUCACACAAAGCCUCUGUGCUGCCAACAGUUAAUUAUUUGACUUUGAAUUGUUGAACUUUAUUUGCUAAAGUCAAAGACGUUGAAGCAAAUAGUUUCCCUCCUUCAGCAUAUUGAAUGUCAGACAGUAGGGGGCAGUGUUUAGCUGCUGCUGUUCACAGGGUCUGUGGGAGUUUCAGUUGAUUCAGUUCAACCAGUGGAACCAGUGACUGAGCUUCUCUGCCAGUCACAAGGAAAAGGGUUUUAAUUUGAAGGUUGUAUGUAACGUGAUUGGAGCAGUUUUGCUGAUGGGACUUGAAAUAAAUGAAAACUCAUAAAAUGAAGGAUUUCUUAUGAAUGUGUGUGUGUUUAAAUACUGCGUUGUUCAAAUGAUGCAACAGGAAUAAAGAGUUUUACUUCAGUG
This is a messenger RNA of Hippoglossus stenolepis (Pacific halibut), 1890 nucleotides long. It is a transcript of the gene sirt5, whose product is annotated as sirtuin 5. Gene Ontology annotation, molecular function: NAD+ binding; protein-malonyllysine demalonylase activity; protein-succinyllysine desuccinylase activity. The transcript has 9 exons. The record is from RefSeq and is a predicted model, not a curated record. Bases 293 to 1210 code for a protein of 305 amino acids. NCBI's taxonomy places the organism in Eukaryota, Metazoa, Chordata, Actinopteri, Pleuronectiformes, Pleuronectidae.